Cyprinodon tularosa is the source of this 1992-nucleotide messenger RNA. RefSeq names its product granzyme B-like. The record is from RefSeq and is a predicted model, not a curated record. Gene Ontology annotation, molecular function: serine-type endopeptidase activity. Bases 1172 to 1933 code for a protein of 253 amino acids. Gene Ontology annotation, biological process: proteolysis. Lineage: Eukaryota; Metazoa; Chordata; Actinopteri; Cyprinodontiformes; Cyprinodontidae. The transcript has 5 exons.
UUUUAUUCAAAUUAAGUAUAACAAAACAUUUGAAAAUGAGCAAAUUAUACAGGGAAACAACUCCUGUAACUCAAGUUUGGUUUUUCCAUUCUGCUUUAUCAGCAGAAUGGAAAAAAAGCCUAACUUAGAUUUUGCCCUUUUAUAUCCUAAAACCACACCUUUUUAGCUCCAUCAGGUGCGCUUAAAGUCUAAGAUUUCAGUUUCUUGCAUCAACCCCCACACCACAGCAUGCUCAUAUAAGGUAACAAAAGUACACAGAUCAGCAUACAUCAAACACUACACAAAUAAUAAAAACUAAGUUAUUAACUAUUGGCGGUCUAGAUUUAGACAUAAGUAUUUCUAAAUCUCUGUUAGCUGUCACAAAUCACAAAGGUUACCAAUGAAAACAAGUUCCUUCACACGAAAGCAAAUGCCUCUUUUUGUUACAUCAUGUGUCACUGCACACACUAGCUUGUUUAGUAAUCAAUAGGAACUUACUAAUUUAUUCUGUUAUACAGAAACUUAGACAGAAAGAUUUUUCUUCAGACAUAUUUUCUUUUAUACAGUGAGAUGAAGUAAGGACUGACAAUGACAUCAGCACAAUUUUUGAUUUUGUUAAUUGCUGUUUGUGCAAUACAGCUUCAUGCUUUAAGAGAGUGUUCUUUUCAAUCCUCCUAAAGGUGAGGAGUUUGAGACCUGAAACCCUUUAAUGUCCUUUUUUAUACACUCAGAACAGAUAAUACUAUAAUAACGGGUUCUGGGCUUAUUAAGAGGAAAAGAGGGUUGCUCUAAAGCACCACCUUGUGGAUAAACUUUUGAAUAAAUUAGUGACCUAUAAACUUGCAUUGUUGGGGUUUCUGUGGUUUUGCCUUUUUUGUGUUGUUUUAUACCUGUGGUCGGAAUAUUCAUCUAUUUGUUUAUUAAUUUUUGAUAAAAUAAGCAACCAUAAGCUAAAGUUAAACAAGAAAAUAAAGCAUUGUAGAAGUUUAAAAUGCAGGCAAUAAAAUAUAUAAUUAACGAGACAGUUUUGCAUGCAGCGCAAAGUAACUUUGUAGUACUCUAUGUGUGGAAAGAGCUUUAACAGGAAAUAGAACUUGUCUGACACCUUACCUAGAAUUCUCCCAGAUGUUAUAGAGGUUGCUGUUGGGGGUCUGCAAGCCAUUUACACUUCAUCCUUUCGCUCUCCGCCACUAUGAUACACACGUGGACCAUAAUUUAUCUCCUGUUCGUCCACCUCACUGGCACGUCAGCAACUUCAAGCAGCAUAGUUGGAGGCAAAGUUUCCAAGCCCCAUUCGAAACCCUACAUGGCAUCCCUGCAGUACCAGGGCAUACAUUCAUGUGGAGGCAUACUUAUCCGGAAGGAUUUUGUUCUUACAGCAGCGCACUGCCAAUUUCCAGGCAACAUGGUGGUGGUGCUUGGAGCACAUAACAUUGGCAAGGAGGAGAAAAGUCAACAAAGGAUCAAAGUAGCAAAGUUCUUUCCACAUAUGAAUUACGCUGGAAAAUUUGAUUUCGACAUCAUGCUACUUAAGCUAGUAAAUAAUGCCACAAAGAAUAAGUAUGUGAAGCCAUUUGAGAUACCCAAGAAAGAUAAAAAAGUCUCUGACAAGAUUAGUUGUCUUGUUGCUGGAUGGGGAAAAACUGGACCAAAUGAGCCUGGAUCAAACGUUCUGAGAGAAGGGGAAGAAAAGACCCAGUCCAUCGCUGAAUGUAAAAAAACCUGGGGAGAGCAUUUCAAUUCAGAGCAUAUGAUUUGCACCACAUUUAACAAGAAGAAGGGAGGAAUAUGCCAGGGGGAUUCUGGUGGACCUCUCAUUUGCAAAAAAAAGCUGCAAGGCAUAACUGCUUUCACGGCCGACAAUGCAUGUGAUAAUACAGCAUAUCCUCAUGUGUUCACAAAAGUCAAUUAUUUUCUACCGUGGAUCAACCAGAUUAUGCGGACGAAUUACUAAUAUUAAGAAUGUUUUUAUUUUUCAUAAAAAUAAGGAAGUAUUUUUAAUAAAGUGUGAAA